GUUUUCAAGUCCUGAAGAUGAUCUUAAAUUGAGGUCAAAACAUCGGCGAUAAAAACAAAUAUAAAACUUAAAAAUUGUGCUUGAUUUCCAUCUGGUGCUGAGCUAAAAAGACAAUUGCGCUGUUCAGAAUCUUGUGGAUAUGAUUUUGCAUUUCGCCGUUUAAAGUACAAAGCCGCGUAUCGUCUGCAAAACCGCGUAACUCACAUAUUUUGCAAAUGCAAAUCCAAGACCAUCUCCACAAUAUCCUCCAUUCAGCCCUAGUAUAUUCAUUACAUGUGUAUAUGAUUUCAGCCUUUCAAGAAAUCGAAUAUGUGGACGAUAUUAAUGGGGAUCUGCGCUCCGCUACCGAAACAAUCAAGGAAAGCCCGAUCAAAGACCAAAACAUUGAUAUACGCCUCAACCCCUCGCUUGGAAAAGCACGGUUUCUACAACAACAAUCUUUGAACGACUCUAUGCCAAGUCAAACAGCGAAUGAUGUGGAGAUUAUUCAGGGCGCAGAGAUUGAAAAUACACUUGAUUGGAGCUCAUGGAAUCCAACUAGUUUGCGGACGAAAAAAGCUAAUAAGCUGGAGGUCAAAUCAGAGCAGAAAAAAAAUAAGACCAUUCCCGAUUCCUAUCAUUUGUUUUGAGAGGAAGAAAACAAAAGGGCGGUAGACAAGCAUGCAAUGGCGAAAGAAAAGCAUACACUCGAAGUAAAAGAAGCUCAGAUGAAAUUAGAACUUUUGCAAAUAGAAAUUGAUUAUAAGAAACAUAGAAGUUCUAGUCAACUGCUUUAAUCUAUAUCUAUUUCUAAAAGUUAUAAUUUCAUAUUAGAUGUGGUGUUCUGCCGCUGCUUAUAUUGAGAGCAGAAGUUUUAUACUGCUUUUUCUUUCAAAGUUGCAAUUUACAAAAACCCUUUCUAGAAAUUUUAAUUACAAUGUUUAUAAUUGGUAUGAAAAGUUUAUAAAAUUUUUUGGGGCAUAUUCGUAGGCAACAUAAAGUCGACUAUAAAGUUAGUUGCAGCUUUUUCGACAGAUAUUUCCUUGAAAAUAAUGUCAAAAAGCUGCAACUAACUUUGGAGUAGACAUUAUUUUGACUACAAAUAUGCCGCUAGAAUUUUUGAAUUAGUUAAAAAUUUUGAUUUUUAUGGUUUUUGUUAUAUAAUGAGCUAUACUGUUAUAGAAAAACUAACUGAUACCCGCGACUGCGUCUGCGUAGCUUACUACUUUUCGAUAUACCCUUGUGUCAGUUGAUUCAGUCAAGUGACACUUUGACUAGUUUUGGCUAUUUUUCUUUUAUUUAUAAAAGUUUAGCACUUUACCUAUCCAGCGGCACAUAAGUCCACAUUUAAAACUUCGUACAAAGAUUAUCAAAAUUCAACCUGGUGGUGUCAAUCUGGUGUCUGUCAAAAAUAGAUGUAACAUCUGAACUAUGUUGCCAAUAUUAAUGCUUACUCAGGUAGCUGGCUUAUUAAAAUUGAACUAAGUCGAACCAUAAAUAUGGAUUUUCUGAAAAUUAUUAUAUUGAUAUAGAUAUAGUACGCCGAAGUUAUUUAUAUAUUUUUUGGGUGCUCAUAAAUAACUUAGAACCAGUAUUUAUAUUAUUUAAUCUUUUUUU
Messenger RNA from Rhagoletis zephyria (snowberry fruit fly), 1596 nucleotides. RefSeq lists its product as uncharacterized. The record is from RefSeq and is a predicted model, not a curated record. NCBI's taxonomy places the organism in Eukaryota, Metazoa, Arthropoda, Insecta, Diptera, Tephritidae.